AUGCUGCGGCGUGUGUUAGCACGCUGGCAGGAACUAGCUUGUUUUCCUCGAGCUAUGACGGUUUCAAGAAGGCACUAUGCUGCUGUCGGAGCGAAGGUGGUCCCUGGCAAGGUCGACAAGAGCUUUGUCGAAGAGGAUGCCGAAAAGUUGUCGAAAUUCGUCUGUAUAAACUACUUUAUACAAGGAGAAGAACCUGGUCCUAAAAUACUGCCAGACUCUGAGUAUCCCUCUUGGCUUUUUGAGCUAGACUUACGGCCUCCGCGACCUCUCGAAGACCUCGACCCUGAAAAGGAUGGCUGGCAGUACUGGAGAGCUCUAAGAAUUCGGCAGAUUGAGCAGAAUCGGCGAAUAGAGAACUUGAAAAGAAGGUUCCUUCACCUUCAAGACAGUCCAAGUAUGAAAAAGUUUAGUAAAUUUUGA
Messenger RNA from Cooperia oncophora, 420 nucleotides. The record is from the annotation of a GenBank genome assembly. Lineage: Eukaryota; Metazoa; Nematoda; Chromadorea; Rhabditida; Trichostrongylidae.